UAAUGUCUCAAGAUCUUUUCCCUAAUGAACCAAAUCUUAAUACUGCUAAUGAGGUUGAAUAAUAUAUAAAAACACUUUUGCAAUAUCAAGAUUCAUGCGAGAAAUCUGCAGAAUAUAUGCAGGCAGAUGCUGCUCAAAAAAGAAUAGUGGAGUUGAAAAAAUAAUUGGUAUAAAGAAGGAGAAAAGAAAUGCAAUAGGCCCAUAAUUAAUAAGAGUAAGAAAUUGAAAGAGCUCAUCUUGAAGAAUAUAAUUAAUUCAAUCAAUUCUGGGAUGAGAAGAUGUAAAAAUUUAAUGAUGAAGCUUCAGCUGUAGAAUCAGAAUUAUUAAACAAAUAAUAAAAUGAAUUUAAUAAAGUCUCUGAGGAAUUAGAAAGAACUAUUCCUUCAAGGCCAAAAGAAUCUUCUGAUGUUCUUAAUCUCAAAAAAAGAGAAGAAUAUUUAGCUAAACAAAAGAAGUAUACAUUUAUUUAAUUUUUUGUUAUGUUGAGGCAUAGAAAAUCAAAGAACAGAGAGUCUAAAUAGAAGAAGUUGACUAUUAGAAAUACUAAAUAGAAAGGACUUAUAAAAUAAACACUUAAUUGAAACAAUUAAAAAUGAGACAUAGAAAUGAAAUCAAUGCUCUUCAAUAAAGAAUUAAAGGAGGAUAAGAUGAAUAAAAAAAAAAUCGUAGUCUCGACCUAGAAAAGUACAGUUACAUCUUAUUAUAUAUAGAUUAUUAUAAAAAUAUCAAAAUAUCAAAAAAGAACUGGAAAUCAAAUAAAAGAUGGACAGAUUAGCAUUUGAAGGAUAAUUCACUAAUAAAGGUAGUUCCAAUCAAAGUGUUUAUAUGAGUUAAAUGUGAUUCUGU
Molecule: messenger RNA, 846 nt
Organism: Paramecium pentaurelia
Lineage: Eukaryota; Ciliophora; Oligohymenophorea; Peniculida; Parameciidae
Source: the annotation of a GenBank genome assembly